AUGGCCAGAACCAAGCAAACCGCUCGCAAAUCCACCCGUGGCAAAGCCUACAGGAUGCAGCUCGCCACCAAGGCUGCGCAGGAGAGCCUCCCCGUUACAGGCCCGGCACCGUGUCUCAGAGAGAUCUGUCGUUACCAAAGCUCCACUGAGCUGCUCAUCCGCAAUGUGCCCUUCCAGCGCCUGGGGAGAAAAAUCGCCCUGUUCUUCAAGACCAACCUGCGCUUCCAGAGCUCCGCCGUGAUGGCCCUGCAGGAGGCCAGCGAGGCUUACCUGGUCGGUCUGUUCGAGGACACCAAACUGUGUGCCAUCCACGCAAAGAGGGUGCAUAUCGUGCCCUAG
Molecule: messenger RNA, 339 nt
Organism: Coregonus clupeaformis (lake whitefish)
Lineage: Eukaryota; Metazoa; Chordata; Actinopteri; Salmoniformes; Salmonidae
Product: histone H3-like
Exons: 1
Coding region: 1-339 (112 amino acids)
Cellular component (GO): nucleosome
Molecular function (GO): DNA binding; structural constituent of chromatin; protein heterodimerization activity
Source: RefSeq, a predicted model, not a curated record